This is a messenger RNA of Trematomus bernacchii (emerald rockcod), 1623 nucleotides long. RefSeq names its product WD repeat domain 77 (gene wdr77). The transcript is spliced from 10 exons. Gene Ontology annotation, cellular component: methylosome. Gene Ontology annotation, biological process: oocyte axis specification. Gene Ontology annotation, molecular function: protein binding. The coding region runs from base 276 to 1286 and encodes 336 amino acids. The record is from RefSeq and is a predicted model, not a curated record. Lineage: Eukaryota; Metazoa; Chordata; Actinopteri; Perciformes; Nototheniidae.
CAAAGAAGAAGAAGAGACCAGGAAGUGUCUGUUCAUCGCUCCCAUGUGUUGCAUACAUUAAUGGUUGCUGUUCAGUCGUUCAUUCAUUGUUUGAACGAAAUCUGAAGCAAUAUUUAGCUAAAGCAAGCCAACUUGUUAGUUACCUUUCCUAACUCAACCAAAGACGAACCCGGUCCUCAGUCAAACUGUAACAGCUAGCUAGCUAACGUUAAAAUCGUGCUAAAUUGGUUUGGAAAACUAUAGCUGUAGUCAUUGAAAAAAAGUGCGUAGCCUGAAUGAAAAGUGCAGUGGAUACUAGCAUGAUCAAGGAGAACUGUUGGAACAUACCUCCCAAUGCUCCAGCGUGCAUGGAGAAGCAUCUGAGCUGCGCGCAGUACAGAGCAGAUGGCACUCUCCUUCUCGGUGCCUCCAGCCUCUCUGGCAGAAACUGGCAGGGAUCUGUUUGGAUCUACAGCGACCCUGAGCAGGCCCCCAAUGAGGGACUCUGCAAAGCUGGUGUGCAAACUGAGGCUGGAGUCACAGAUGUCAAAUGGGUAUCAGAAAAGGGUAUUCUUGUUGCAUCAGACUCAGGUGCCUUGGAGCUCUGGGAACUAGCAGAGGAUGAACGCCUGCUGGUGAAUCGCUUCACCAAACAUGAGCAUGACCACAUUGUCACAACAGUGAGCCCAAUCAGUGGAGGAAGUGGUGCUGUCACUGGAAGCAUGGACUGUCGAAUUAAAGUCUGGGAUCUCACUCAGGAUAUGGCCCUUACUACCUACCAUGGGCACACGCAGCCAGUCAGUUGUGUUGCCUGCAGUCCGACAGAUGAGUCUAUCUUCGUCUCCUGUGGUCAGGAUGGCCGUGUGCUGAUGUGGGACAGGAGGAAGCCAGACAAACCAGCAUCAAGAAUAGAUGUAGAGUCAAUCUGCUCCCCUACCACUGUCGUCUGGCACCCCCACCACAGGAGCACCAUUGCAUUUGGUGAUGCGCUGGGUAGAGUGACCAUGAAGGACUUCCUGGGAACAGAGCCGGCCCAGUUGGUGAGCGUUCACAGCCGCGGAGUGAAUGGGCUGGCCUUCUCUACACACAGUACGCCCCUGCUAGCCUCCAUAAGUGAUGAUUGUUCCCUUGCUGUAAUGAACUCCGACCUGGAAGAAAUACUUAGAGAUCGGCGGCACCAGGACUUUGUCAAAGGUGUCUGCUGGCUCCACGAUGGCUCCAACACCCUAACAACCGUAGGCUGGGAUCACCUCGUGCUUCACCACACGGUGGAUCCGGCCGCUAAAGCCCUAAACCCUUCCUCUUAAACCCAAUGCUCACAUACCUUGGAAAGAGCAUGUAUCAAGAUGAGCACUUACCCCCCUAUUGUUUUUAAGGGGGCUUCAAUGCGUGUCUAAAAAGUCAGGCAAUAUUGAUUAAAGUUUGUAAUUGUCAUUUAGUACUCCAGAUAUUUGCUGAAUAUUUGGACUAUUGCUCUGCUGAUCCCGACCUGGUAGAGCAAUAGUUUCUCUAUAAUUGCUGUCUCUAUCCACUUCCUUCAUACUGUAUAGCAUUUCCAUGUGUAAUUACACUUAAGGCAACCAUUUGAAUUUGCAUAAUUUUACAUUAAAGGUAACGUCCUGAUGUAAAAGCAAGAGCAUUUGA